AUGGUUGCAGUCACCAUCCCAGAGGAAAAAGAGGUGGAUCUGAAACCCUGCAUCCGAAGCCGGGUGGUCCUGAGCGGCCUAAGGGAUGACAUGUGGACAGAAGAGCAUGCUGCAACCCUGGAUCUCUUUCUGAAGGAUGUCAGUAAGCAAUUGCUCGUCGUCUACAUAGAUGAGUUUGCUGGACUGAAGGUUGAGCAGACCAUGCCACAUCAGGAGCAGAAACAGCUCACCUACUUCAUCCGCCAUGAGAAUGCCGAGAUCACCGCCGAGAAUUUCCAGAAGACAGUGCAAUUUGGCACCGUCCGGAGACCCUACAUUGAUUCCCUCGUGCAAAUUCUCAAUAGUGUCUUCCUCCCCCGCCUCUUCCACAACACCAAUUGGCCCGAGAGCAUCAAGAACGAAUUCUUCUCGGAAAUAUACCACUUCAUGACCUCUCUCACAGAUACCCGUUCGAAAAUGAAGGGCCGCACGGUGCUCUACAUCCCCAUUGAAGCCCUGAGCAUGAAGCCCGAAGUGGUAGUGAAGGACAAAGCACUGGUUCAGAGACUGGAAACUUCCAUGAUCCACUGGACGCGGCAGAUCAAGGAGGUGCUGCGAGCGCAGGAGGCGGUGGAGAGCAGGGAGAGCACGGGGCCGCUGGAGGAGAUUGAGUUCUGGACGAACCGCUGCACCGACCUGUCUGAGAUCAGCAAACAGCUAUGCAGGCAGGGAGUGACGCACAUCGAGUCCAUCCUGCUGCUCUCCAAGUCCUCCUACGUGGCACCCUUCCAGAGGCUUGCCAGACAGAUACAGGAUGGGUCUGAGCAAGCGCAGUCGAACCUCCACUUCCUUUCCAUCCUGAAAGAGCCGUUCCAGGAGCUGUCCACGCUGCGGCCCAAAGACAUCCCUGACAAGCUGCCCCACCUCAUCAGCCUCGUCCGCAUCAUAUGGGUCAACUCCCCAUACUACAAUACCAGAGAGAGAAUCACAGCCCUCUUCCGAAAGGUUUGCGACUGCCAGCAGCACUUCGCCCGCUGGGAGGACGGGAAGCAGACCCCACUGCCCUGUUUCUUUGGGCACCGGGGUCCCCAGAUGACCCGGAACCUGCUGGAAAUAGAGGAGACCUUUCAGAAGCACCUGCACACCCUGCGGAACAUGAAGGGGGGGAUCCUGGACGUGAAGAACACGUUCUGGCACGAGGAUUUUAACCGGUUCCGCUCUGGCGUCAAAGACCUGGAGGUGAUGACCCAAAACCUGAUCACCUCGGCCUUCGAGACGGUGCGGGACGUGGAGCAUGGCGUGGAGAUCCAGGACAUCUUCCACCACCUCUCCGCACGAGAGGCCAUCAAGCGCACCUUUGACAAGAAAGCCGUGGACGUCUACAUGCUGUUUAACCGAGAGCUCUCCCUGGUCAACAAGGAGCUGAGCAAGAAGCUGCCGUUCCUGCCGCCGCACAUGUGCCAUUAUUCAGGCCUGGCGCACUGGCUGCGGGCUCUGCGCCGGCGCAUCGACAGACCCCUAAAGUGUCUUUCGAAUGCCCACUUCUUGCCCCACAUUGGGACCGGGGAGGAGAGCUUUCAGGCCUACCAGCUGCUUGUCCAGGCCAUGGACGAGAUUGAGAGGAAGACCUUCCAGGAGUGGGCGCAGACCCUGGACAAAGACAGCCUGAAACGCCUGGACACCCCGCUCCUGAUCCCCAGCGCCGAGAAGAGCGGCAUGCUGGACAUUAAUUUUGACAAGGACUUGCUGAAAUUAUUUGUGGAAAUCCAUUACUGGGAGCGACUGCUCUUCGAGAUCCCCCACUACGUGGUGGAAGUUUACGACCGGAAGGAGGAUCUACGCAACCUCCGCGAGAACCUGCUCCUGGUUGCCCGGGACUAUAACAGGAUCAUUGCGAUGCUGUCCCCGGAGGAGAGGGCCUUGUUCAAGGAGCGGAUCCGAUACCUGGACAAGAAGAUCCAGCCCGGCUUGAAGAAGCUGCACUGGUCGCUGAAAGGGGCCAGCGCGGCCUUCAUCAGUGAGUGCCGACUGCACGCCAGCAAGGUGCAGACCAUUGUGAACGAAUACAAGGCAGCCACCCUGACCAUCGCUCGCAGUGCCCAGCAGAUCAGCGAGGCACUGCUGGUGCGGAUCACCGGCAAGCGGGUCUACAACGACUUGGAGUUUGAGGAGGACCAGAAGGAGCACCGGGCCUGGGUGCAGCAGAAGCUGAUGGGUAUCCACGAGGAGGUCAUCAACAUCAUGCGGCAAACCUAUGAAGUCUUCAAACACGAUAGCGCUGAGGUGCAGCAGUACUGGAUGGCCUACACCGUCAAGAUGAACAGAAUGAUGGAAGAGGCCUUCAGGCUCAACGUCAAAUGGUCCCUACUGGAACUCUCCAAAGCCAUCAAUGGAGAUGGCAAGACCACGCCUAACCCCCUGUUCAGGGUCAAGGUGAUCCUACAGGACAACUACCCGGCACCAUCUGCACAGGUGGAGUUUUCCCCAACUCUGGCCCAGCUCGCGAAUAUGGUCAAUGACAUCAGCAGCCACCUCAUCGCCAGCAUCUCCGUCUUCCGCCACCUGCCGGAGAUCCUGACCAAACGCAAAUUCCACCGCGAUCCCAUCUCGGUCCUCGUGGAGCGUGAUGAGGAUAUCAAGAAAAUCCAGGCACUGAUCAGUGGGGGCAUGCAAGCAAACGCCACGCACCUCCAGGCGUACCUGAAGACCUGGGAUGUCUACCGGGAGAUCUGGGAGGUCAACAAGGACUCCUUCAUUAACCGCUACCGGCACCUCAACCCACUUGUGUCUUCCUUCGAUGCAGACACUGCUCGGUACAUGGAGGUGGCCAACAACGUGCAGAAGGAGGAGACGGUGCUGAACAUCCAGUUCGUGAUGCUCGACUGCUCCCACCUCAAGUUCUCCGUGGUCCAGCACUGCAACGAGUGGCAGAACAAGCUCACCAACCUGCUGAACGAGAUGGCCAGUACCCAGCUGCAGGAGCUGUACGCCUACCUCCAGAAGAACGCCAAGAAAGUCAGCCGGCCACCGCAGACGCUGGAGGAACUGGGCCAAAGCCUGCAGCUCCUGGACACCCUGCAGCAUGAGCUGCCGAAGCUAGAGGGGCAGAUCCCGCCCAUCCACGAGCAGUUUGCCAUCCUGGAGAAGUACGAAGUGGCCGUGGACGAGGGGGUGCUGCAGACACUGGGAGCGCUCAACUCGGAGUGGCUGUCCUUCCAGCAGUGCAUCCUGGAGAGCGAUGUCAUGCUAAAGAAACACAAGGAGAAAUUCAAGACGGGCCUGAUCCAUUCUGCGGACGAUUUCAAGAAAAAGGCCCAGGUCCUUCUGCAGGAUUUUGGCACCAAAGGUCCGUUCACCUGUGCUGUGAGCUGCGAGACAGCCCUGGAGCAGAUCGCGGCGAUGCGGCAGCUGCUGGCCACCAUGAAGGAUGAGGAGAGCACCCUGCGCUCCAACCUGGGCAUCUUCAAAAUCGAACAGCCUGCUUCCAAAGACCUGCAGAAGCUCGAGAAGGAGCUGGACUACCUGCAGCAGGUGUGGGAGAUCACCAAAGAGUGGGAAGACCACUGGAACGAGUGGAAGACAGGAAGCUUCAAGACCCUGCAAACGGAGGUGAUGGAGACCACGGCUUAUGGGCUCUUCCGGAAGCUCAACAAGCUGAGCCGGGAGCUCAAGGAUCGGAACUGGGAAAUUAUCGAGACUUCCAAGGCGAAGGUCGAGCAGUUUAAGAGGACGAUGCCUCUGAUCUCAGACCUCAGGAACCCGGCCUUGCGGGAGAGGCAUUGGGAUCAGGUGAAGGACUUGGUCCUCAGGACGUUUGACCAGGAUGCUGAAGAUUUCAGGCUGGAGAAUAUUGUGGAGCUCGGCCUGGAUCAACACGUGGAGAAAAUCAGUGAGAUCUCUGCGUCGGCCUCCAAGGAGCUGUCUAUCGAGCUGGCCCUGCAAGCCAUCGCCAAGACCUGGGAUGUCGUGCUGCUAGAUAUUGUGCCGUACAAGGACAAGGGACACCACCGCCUCAGGGGGACGGACGAGGUGUUCCAGGCGCUGGAGGAUAACCAGGUCUCCCUCUCCACCAUGAAGGCCUCGCGCUUCGUCAAGCCCUUUGAGAAGGAGGUGGACCGCUGGGAGCGCUGCCUCUCGCUCAUCCUGGAGGUGAUCGAGAUGGUGCUGACCGUGCAGAGGCAGUGGAUGUACCUGGAGAACAUCUUCCUGGGAGAAGACAUCCGGAAGCAGCUGCCCCAGGAGUCGGCCUCCUUCGAUCAGAUCAACGCCAGCUGGAAGACGAUCAUGGACAGACUGAACAAGGAUAACAACGCGCUGCGCGGGACGCAUUUCCCAGGCCUCCUGGACAAGCUGGUGGAGAUGAACAGCGCCCUGGAGGAGAUCCAGAAAUCCCUGGACAUGUACCUGGAGACCAAGCGCCACAUCUUCCCCCGCUUCUACUUCCUGUCCAACGACGACCUGCUGGAGAUCCUGGGCCAGUCGCGCAACCCCGAGGCCGUCCAGCCCCACCUCAAGAAGUGCUUUGACAACAUCAAGUCCCUCAAAAUCCAGAAGGUGGGAAUGGGCAACAAGUCCGAAGCCGUGGGCAUGUACUCCUUGGACGGGGAGUACGUGGAGUUCGCCCACUCUGUGCUGCUGGAAGGGCCCGUGGAGGAGUGGCUGUGUGACGUGGAGCGGGCCAUGCGCCUGACCCUGAAGGAGCUGCUGAGAAACUGCCGCCUGGCCCUGAAGAAGAUGCUGACGAAAAGGGACAAGUGGGUGAAAGAGUGGGCCGGACAGAUGGUGAUCACUGCCAGCCAGAUCCAGUGGACAACGGACGUCACCAAGUGCCUGGCCAACUGCAAGGAGCGAGGUGACAAGAAAUUCCUCAAGGUCAUGAAGAAGAAGCAGGUGUCCCUGCUGAAUAAAUACUCGGAGGCCAUCCGGGGCAGCCUGACCAAGAUCAUGCGCCUGAAGAUCGUCGCACUGGUGACGGUGGAAAUCCACGCGCGGGAUGUCAUAGAAAAGCUCUACAAGAGCAGCUUGAUGGACGUGACGUCCUUCGAGUGGCUAAGUCAGCUCCGCCUCUACUGGGACAAGGAUCUGGACGACUGUGUCAUCAGGCAAACCAACACCCAGUUCCCCUACGGCUACGAGUACCUGGGGAACUCCGGACGCUUGGUCAUCACGCCGCUCACCGACAGGUGCUACAUCACUCUGACCACAGCCCUCCACCUCCACCGGGGAGGGUCUCCCAAAGGCCCUGCCGGCACAGGGAAAACGGAGACUGUGAAAGACCUGGGCAAGGCCCUGGGCAUGUAUGUGAUUGUAGUGAACUGCUCCGAAGGCCUGGACUAUAAAUCCAUGGGGCGCAUGUACUCGGGCCUGGCUCAGACAGGAGCCUGGGGCUGUUUUGACGAGUUCAACCGCAUCAACAUUGAGGUGUUGUCUGUGGUGGCCCAGCAGAUCCUCUCCAUUCUCUCUGCCUUGGCCGCCAACAUGACCUCCUUCAUCUUUGAGGGCCAUAAGAUCAAGCUGGUGUGGUCCUGUGGCAUCUUCAUCACCAUGAACCCAGGUUACGCCGGACGCACAGAGCUGCCCGACAACCUCAAGUCCAUGUUCCGCCCCAUCUCCAUGGUGGUGCCGGACUCCACGCUCAUCGCAGAGAUCAUCCUCUUCGGAGAAGGGUUCAGCAACUGUAAGCUCCUGGCUAAGAAGGUCUACACCCUGUACUCGCUGGCAGUGCAGCAGCUGUCCAAGCAGGACCACUACGACUUCGGCCUGCGGGCGCUGACGUCACUGCUCCGCUACGCCGGGAAGAAGCGCAGGGUGCACCCCGACAUCACCGACGAAGAGAUCCUACUGAUGGCCAUGAAGGACAUGAAUAUUGCCAAGCUCGCCUCAGUCGACGUGCCCCUCUUCAACGGCAUUGUCCAGGACCUCUUCCCGGGCAUCGAGUCGCCGGUCAUUGACUACGGGAAGCUGAAGGAAGCCAUCGAGCUGGAGCUGAAGGGGAUGGGGCUGCAGGUGAUCCCCUUCACCAUCACCAAGGUCAUCCAGCUCUACGAGACCAAGAACUCCCGCCACUCCACCAUGAUCGUGGGCAACACGGGCAGCGGCAAGACGGUCACCUGGCGCACCCUGCAGGCCACCAUGUCCGCCCUGUGCCGGAGCGGGGACGCCGCCUACAACCUCGUCCGGGAAUUCCCCCUGAACCCCAAGGCCGUGUCCCUGGGCGAGCUGUAUGGAGAGUACGACCUCAGCACUGGCGAGUGGACAGAUGGCAUCCUGUCCAGCGUCAUGAGGGCGGCCUGCGCAGACGAGAAGCCCGAUGAGAAGUGGAUCCUGUUUGACGGGCCGGUGGACACCCUGUGGAUCGAGAGCAUGAACUCGGUCAUGGACGACAACAAAGUCUUGACCCUGAUCAACGGGGAGCGGAUCUCCAUGCCCGAGCAGGUCUCGCUGCUCUUCGAGGUGGAAAACCUAGCGGUGGCCUCACCCGCCACCGUCUCCCGCUGCGGGAUGGUUUACACGGACUACAGCGACCUGGGCUGGAAACCCUACGUCCACUCCUGGAUCGAGAAGCGCCCCAAGGGGGAGACGGAAGCUCUGCAGCGGAUGUUUGACAAGUUCAUCGACAAGAUGCUGACCUUCAAGAAGGAAAACUGCGAGGAGCUGGUCCCCAUCCCCGAGUACAGCGGGAUCGUGUCACUCUGCAAGCUCUUCUCUGCUCUGGCCACCCCAGAGAAUGGGGUGAACCCAGCAGAUGGCGAGAACUACACCACAGUGGUGGAAAUGUACUUCAUCUUCAGCAUGAUCUGGUCUGUGUGCGCGGCGGUGGACGAGGAGGGCAGGAAGAAGAUUGACAGCUACCUGCGAGAGAUGGAAGGCUCCUUCCCUAACAAGGACACCGUCUACGAGUAUUUUGUCGACCCCAAGAGGAAGAACUGGGCCUCGUUUGAGGACAAGCUACCCAAAAUGUGGAGGUACCCAUCCAACGCCCCCUUCUAUAAGAUCAUCGUCCCCACGGUGGACACGGUGCGCUACAACUACCUGGUGAACGCCCUGGUGUCCAAUCAGAACCCAGUGCUGCUCGUGGGCCCGGUCGGCACCGGGAAGACCUCCAUCGCCCAGAGCGUGCUGCAGUCCCUGGACAACACCAAGUGGGCCGUGCUGACCGUCAACAUGUCGGCACAGACCACAUCCAACAACGUGCAGAACAUCAUCGAGAGCCGGGUGGAGAAGAGGACCAAGGGGGUCUACGUGCCCAUGGGCGGCAAGAGCAUGAUCACCUUCAUGGAUGACCUCAACAUGCCAGCCAAGGACGCCUUCGGCUCCCAGCCCCCGCUGGAGCUGCUGCGCCUCUGGAUCGACUACGGCUUCUGGUACGACCGCGAGAAGCAAACCAUCAAAUACAUCAAGGACAUGUUCCUGAUGGCGGCCAUGGGCCCCCCGGGGGGCGGCCGAACCGUCAUAUCCGGCCGGCUUCAGAGCAGAUUCAACCUCAUCAACAUGACCUUCCCCACGGAGACGCAGAUCCGGCGCAUCUUCGGCACCAUGCUCAACCAGAAGCUGCAGAACUUCGAGGAGGCGGUGAAGCCGCUUGGGAACGUCACCACCGAGGCCACGGUCGAGCUGUACCACGCUGUGGUGCAGAAGUUCCUGCCCACGCCCGCCAAGAUCCACUACCUUUUCAACCUGCGCGACAUCUCCAAGGUGUUCCAGGGCAUGCUGCGGGCGCACAAGGACUUCCACGAUACCAAGCCCAGCCUCACUCGCCUGUGGAUUCACGAGUGCUUCAGGGUCUUCUCCGACCGCCUGGUGGACUCGGCCGACAAGGACGCCUUCGUCGCCCUCCUGAGCGAGAAGCUGGGCUCCUUCUUCGACCUGACCUUCCACAACCUCUGCCCCAGCAAGCGCCCGCCCAUCUUCGGGGACUUCAUGCGGGAGCCGCGGGUGUACGAGGACUUGGUGGACCUGUCGGCCCUGAAGCUGGAGAUGGAGCGGGCGCUGGACGAGUACAACCAGACGCCCGGCGUGGUGCAGAUGCAGCUCGUGCUCUUCAGAGAUGCCAUCGAACACAUUACCCGGAUCGUGCGGGUGAUCGGCCAGCCGCGCGGGAACAUGCUGCUGGUGGGCAUCGGGGGCAGCGGGCGGCAGAGCCUGGCACGCCUGGCCUCCUCCAUCUGCGAGGACCAGACCUUCCAGAUCGAGGUGACCAAGCACUACCGCAAGCAGGAGUUCAGAGACGACAUCAAGAAGCUGUACCGGCAGGCAGGGGUGGACCUGAAACCCACCACCUUCCUCUUCGUGGACACUCAGAUCAUGGACGACUCCUUCCUGGAGGACAUCAACAACAUCCUGAGCUCCGGGGAGGUGCCCAACCUCUACAAGGCCGACGAGUUUGAGGAGAUCCAGUCCAUGAUCCUGGACGCGGCCCGAGCCGAUGGCAUCCCCGAGACGGCCGACAGCCUCUUUGGCUACCUGAUUGAGAGGGUGCGGAACAACCUGCACGUGGUGGUCUGCCUCAGCCCCAUCGGGGACCCCUUCAGGAACUGGAUCCGUCAGUACCCGGCGCUGGUGAACUGCACCACCAUCGACUGGUUCUCGGAGUGGCCGCGCCAGGCGCUGCUGGAGGUGGCAGAGAAGUACCUCGAGGGCGUGGACCUGGGGGGCCUGCCGGAGAUCCACAAGAAAGUGGCCAGGAUCUUUGUGACCAUGCACUGGUCCGUGGCCUCCUACUCGCAGAAGAUGCUCCUGGAGCUCCGGCGCCAUAACUACGUCACCCCCACCAACUACCUGGAGCUGGUCUCGGGCUACAAGAAGCUCCUGGCGGAGAAGCGCAAGGAGCUCUCGGACCAGGCCAACAAGCUGCGCAACGGGCUCUCCAAGAUCGACGAGACACGCCACAAGGUGGAGGUGAUGUCGUUGGAGCUGGAGGACGCCAAGAAGAAGGUGGCGGAGUUCCAGAAGCAGUGCGAGGAGUACCUGGUCAUCAUCGUGCGGCAGAAGAGAGAGGCCGACGAGCAGCAGAAGACGGUGGGCGCUAACAGCGAGAAGAUCGCCGCAGAGGAGAUCAAGUGCAAGACGCUGGCUGACAACGCCCAGAAGGACCUGGAGGAGGCGCUGCCCGCGCUGGAGGAGGCCAUGAAGGCCCUGGAGUCGCUCAACAAGAAGGACAUGACGGAGAUCAAGUCCUACGGGCGCCCGCCCACGCUGGUAGAAACGGUGAUGCAGGCCGUCAUGAUCCUGCGCGGCAACGAGCCGACCUGGGCCGAAGCCAAGAGGCAGCUGGGUGAGGCCACCUUCAUCAAACAGCUGAUCAACUUCGACAAGGACAACAUCUCGGACAAGGUGCUGAAGAAGAUCAGCGGGUACUGCUCCCAGCCCGACUUCCAGCCCGACAUCAUCGGGCGCGUCUCGCUCGCUGCCAAGUCCCUCUGCAUGUGGGUGCGCGCCAUGGAGAUGUACGGCCGGAUAUACCGGGUGGUGGAGCCCAAGCGUGCCCGCAUGAACGCCGCCAUGGCCCAGCUGGCCGAGAAGCAGGCGUCGCAGGCCGAGGCGCAGGAGAAGCUGCGGGAGGUGGCGGAGAAGCUGGAGCGGCUGAAGCAGGAGUACGAGGAGAAGCUGGCGCAGAAGGAGGACCUGCGCAAGCGCUCCGAGGAGAUGGAGAUCAAGCUGGACCGCGCCGACAAGCUGGUGUCCGGGCUGGCGGGGGAGAAGGCGCGCUGGGAGGAGACGGUGCAGGGGCUGGAGGAGGACCUGGGCUACGUGGUGGGCGACUGCCUGCUGGCCGCUGCCUUCCUGUCCUACAUGGGGCCCUUCCUGUCCGGCUACCGCGAUGAGAUCGUCUCCAGCAUCUGGAUGAAGCAGAUCCGGGAGCUGCAGGUGCCCUGCUCGCCACGGUUCACCUUCGACAGCUUCCUCUGCAACCCCACCAUUGUGCGCACCUGGAACCUGCAGGGGCUGCCCUCCGACGCCUUCUCCACCGAGAACGGGCUCAUCGUCACCCGCGGCAACCGGUGGCCACUGAUGAUCGACCCGCAGUGCCAGGCCUCCAAGUGGAUCAAGAACAUGGAAGCUGCCAAGGGCCUGAAGAUCAUCGACCUGCAGAUGGGCGACUACCUGCGGGUGCUGGAGGGCGCCGUGCAGUUCGGCUCGCCCGUGCUGCUCCAGAACGUGCAGGAGGAGCUGGACCCCUCGCUCGCCCCCAUCCUCAACAAGUCCGUCACCAGAGUUGGCGGGCGCCUGUUGCUGCGGCUGGCGGACAAGGAGGUGGAGUACAGCCCCGACUUCCGCUUCUACCUCACCACCAAGCUGUCAAACCCCCACUACACCCCGGAGACCUCCUCCCAGACCACCAUCGUCAACUUCGCCGUCAAGGAGCAGGGCUUGGAGGCCCAGCUGCUGGGCACCGUGGUGCGGAAGGAGCGGCCCGAGCUGGAGGAGCAGAAGGACUCGCUCGUGCUCAACAUCGCGGCCGGCAAGAGCAAGCUGAAGGAGCUGGAGGACGAGAUUCUGAGGCUGCUGAACGAAGCCACCGGCUCGCUGCUGGACGACGUGCAGCUGGUGAACACCCUGCAGACCUCCAAGGUGACGGCCAGCGAGGUGACGGAGCAGCUGGAGACCAGCGAGACCACGGAGAUCAAGAUCGACACCGCCCGCGAGGCCUACAGGCCCUGCGCCCAGAGAGCCUCCAUCCUCUUCUUCGUGCUCAAUGACAUGGGCCGCAUCGACCCCAUGUACCAGUUCUCCCUGGACGCCUACAUCGACCUGUUCAACAUAAGCAUCCACAAGAGCCACCGCAGCGCCAAACUGGAGGAGCGGAUCCGCUACCUGAACGAGUACCACACCUACGCCGUGUACAGGUUCACCUGCCGCGGCCUCUUUGAGCGCCACAAGCUGCUCUUCAGCUUCCAGAUGUGCGCCAAGAUCCUGGAGACCUCGGGCAACCUCAAGAUGGACGAGUACAACUUCUUCCUGCGGGGGGGCGUGGUGCUGGACCGGGAGGGGCAGAUGGACAACCCCUGCAGCGGCUGGCUGGCCGACACCUACUGGGACAACGUCACCGAGCUGGACAAGCUCACCAACUUCCACGGCAUCAUGAACUCCUUCGAGCAGUACCCGCGGGACUGGCACCUCUGGUACACCAGCGCCAAGCCUGAGAAGGCCCUGCUGCCAGGCGAGUGGGAGAACUCCUGCAACCAGAUGCAGCGGAUGCUGGUGGUGCGGUCCCUGCGGCCGGACCGCGUCGCCUUCUGCGUCACGUUCUUCAUCGUCUCCAACCUGGGCUCCCAGUUCAUCGAACCGCCCGUGCUCAACAUGAAGUCGGUGGUGGAGGACUCCACGCCCCGGACCCCCCUGAUCUUCGUGCUGUCCCCCGGCGUGGACCCCACCUCCUCGCUGCUGCAGCUGGCCGAGCAGUCGGGCAUGGCCCAGCGCUUCCACGCCCUGUCGCUGGGGCAGGGCCAGGCCCCCAUCGCCACCCGCAUGAUCCAGGAGGGGGUCCGGGACGGGAACUGGGUGUUCCUGGCCAAUUGCCACCUCUCGCUGUCCUGGAUGCCGCAGCUGGACAAGCUGGUGGAGCAGCUGCAGGUGGAGGAGCCGCACCCGGCCUUCCGCCUCUGGCUCAGCUCCAGCCCCCACCCCGACUUCCCCAUCUCCAUCCUGCAGGCCAGCAUCAAGAUGACCACGGAGCCCCCCACGGGUCUCAAGGCCAACAUGAAGCGCCUGUACCAGCUGGUGACGGAGCCGCAGUUUGGGCGCUGCACCAAGCCGGCCAAGUACAAGAAGCUGCUGUUCGCCCUCUGCUUCUUCCACAGCGUCCUGCUGGAGCGCAAGAAAUUCCUGCAGCUCGGCUGGAACGUGGUGUAUGGCUUCAACGACUCCGACUUCGAGGUGUCGGAGAACCUGCUGAGCCUGUACCUGGACGAGUAUGAGGAGACGCCCUGGGAUGCCCUCAAGUACCUGAUCGCAGGCGUCAACUACGGGGGCCACGUGACGGACAGCUGGGACCGGCGCCUGCUCACCACCUACAUCAACGACUACUUCUGCGAGCAGAGCCUGGCCGCACCCUUCUACAAGCUGUCGGUGCUCGACACCUACUACAUCCCCAAGGACGGGAACCUGGCCUCCUACCGGGAGUUCAUCAGCAUGCUGCCCGGCAUGGACCUGCCCGAGGCCUUCGGCCAGCACCCCAACGCCGACGUGGCCUCCCAGAUCACCGAGGCCAGGACCCUCUUCGAGACCCUACUGUCCCUGCAGCCCCAGAUCACGCCCAGCGGGGCCGCUGGGCAGAGCCGCGAGGACAAGGUCCUGGAGCUGUCGGCCGACGUGCUGAGCAAGAUCCCGCAGGAGCUGGACUACAGGGGCACCCAGAAGGUGCUGGCCGACGACCCUUCGCCCCUCAACGUGGUGCUGCUGCAGGAGAUCCAGCGCUACAACGCCCUGCUGCAGGUCAUCAGGUCCUCGCUGGUGGAGCUGGAGAGGGGCAUCCAGGGGCUGGUGGUCAUGUCCACCACCUUGGAAGAGAUCUUCAACUGCAUCUUCGACGCCCGUGUGCCCCCCAUGUGGGAGAGGGCCUACCCCUCGCAGAAGCCGCUGGCCGCCUGGACCCGGGACUUGGGCCAGCGGGUGGAGCAGUUUGCCCGCUGGGCCGAGACGGCGCAUCCCCCCGUGCUCUUCUGGCUCUCCGGCUUCACCUUCCCCACUGGGUUCCUGACGGCCGUGCUGCAGGCGGCCGCCCGCCAGAACAACAUCUCGGUGGACACCCUGUCCUGGGAGUUCAUCGUCUCCACGGUGGAUGACAACAACCUGGUGUAUCCGCCCAAGGACGGCGUGUGGGUCCGGGGGCUGUACCUGGAGGGCGCGGGCUGGGACAAGAAGAACUCGUGUCUCGUGGAAGCGGAGCCGAUGCAGCUCGUCUGCCCCCUGCCCACGGUGCACUUCAAACCCGCCGAGAGCAAGAAGAAGAGCAGCAAAGGGACCUACGCCUGCCCCUGCUAUUACUACCCGAACCGGACUGGCUCCCCCGGGCGCCCCUCCUUCGUCAUCGGGGUGGAGCUGCGGACCGGCGCCGCCCCCCCCGACCACUGGAUCAAACGGGGCACCGCCCUGCUCAUGAGCCUGGACAGCUGA
Messenger RNA from Emys orbicularis (European pond turtle), 13095 nucleotides. RefSeq names its product dynein axonemal heavy chain 2 (gene DNAH2). NCBI's taxonomy places the organism in Eukaryota, Metazoa, Chordata, Testudines, Emydidae. The coding region runs from base 1 to 13095 and encodes 4364 amino acids. Gene Ontology annotation, cellular component: dynein complex. The transcript has 84 exons. Gene Ontology annotation, biological process: microtubule-based movement. Gene Ontology annotation, molecular function: dynein intermediate chain binding; ATP hydrolysis activity; dynein light intermediate chain binding. The record is from RefSeq and is a predicted model, not a curated record.